UAUGCACUGUCCCAAUAUCAAAACCCCACUUCUCCCCUUUUCAUAAAUCAAUCACCAUCCCCGAUUCCAAUUUCAACCGUCGAUUAUCUUCUCUCAAAUGUCCUUCUCGCGCUUAAGAUUUGUACCUGGCAAAUUAUAUCCUAAACAACUUACGUCUUAUAUUACCCGUCCAUACCCAGCAGUAAAUAUCAGGAAGAUGUCUUCAGCAGCAGCACCAGCGGAGAAGUUUGAGUGGUUGGUUGUGUUACCUGAUAAUGAGGGGGCGUUGGAGAGAAGAGUUAGUGUUAGACCCAAGCAUUUUGAAGGUUUAAAGACCGGUCUUGAGUCUGGGUUCUGGAAGAUGGGCGGCGCCUUUCUCUCCGAGCCUCCCACCGGUGACUCUCCUUUGAAGUUCCAAGGAAGUUGCAUGAUCGCUCUUGCCAGCAGCAAGGAGGAAGUCAUUGAGGUAUUGAAGAAGGACAUUUAUGCCGAAAAUGAUGUUUGGGAUUUCAGCAAGAUCCAAAUCUAUCCCUUCAAGUGCGCAUUCAGGAAGGAAGCGUAAAAAGUUAAGGUUGAUUUAGUUGGGCAAAUCACUCAUGAGGGUUUCGAUCGAGCGCGAUAUCAUUAUUUGAGCUUUCUCCAGUAUUCAUAACAGCUAAGAUAACAGAAGAGUGUGUUAAUAUUUAGUAAAUGAAUCGAGCCAUCAUCAAAUUUGCUUCAUGCCCUCUAGUAAAGGAACUGUGUGGGCAU
This is a messenger RNA of Botrytis sinoallii, 729 nucleotides long. RefSeq lists its product as uncharacterized. Bases 98 to 541 code for a protein of 147 amino acids. The transcript is spliced from 4 exons. NCBI's taxonomy places the organism in Eukaryota, Fungi, Ascomycota, Leotiomycetes, Helotiales, Sclerotiniaceae. The record is from RefSeq and is a predicted model, not a curated record.